This is a messenger RNA of Poecilia reticulata (guppy), 1415 nucleotides long. RefSeq names its product coenzyme Q9 homolog (S. cerevisiae) (gene coq9). Gene Ontology annotation, biological process: ubiquinone biosynthetic process. Lineage: Eukaryota; Metazoa; Chordata; Actinopteri; Cyprinodontiformes; Poeciliidae. Gene Ontology annotation, cellular component: mitochondrial inner membrane. Gene Ontology annotation, molecular function: lipid binding. The record is from RefSeq and is a predicted model, not a curated record.
GCGUCGCGGUAAAGUGACGCAGCUGUGAACCUCCCAGUUGUGCAGCUUGUUAUGGCGGCGCUUCUGAGAGGACUGCGAGCUGGAAGGCUCCUUCGAGGGCUGUCCAGCGUGGUCGCUGCACCGACAUCAACAACCCCUCAGUGCAGGAGCCUGAGACGAGGCUUCCACUGUGCAGCACUGAGACUGCAGGACGAGUCCAAAUCUGACAAACAUUCUGCAUCUUCGUCCUACUCCUCCUCCUCAUCAUCAUCCACAACCCAUGAUGACUACACCUCCCAGCAGGAUUCUGAUCCAAGCAGCGGUGACCAGGAGCAGGACGAGGACUAUGAAACGGAAGAGCAGCUGCAGGCUCGGAUUCUGACGGCGGCUCUAGAGUUUGUCCCGCUGCACGGCUGGUCCAUGGAAGCCAUCUCCGCUGGUGCAGAAGCUGUGGGUUUGUCCUCUGCUUCCACUGGGAUGUUCACCAAUGGAGCGGGAGACUUGGUUUUACAUUUCAUCUCCCAGUGCAACUCCAAGCUGACAGAGAUCCUGGCUGAACAACAUAAUGAAGUCCAGCUGGGUCAGGCAGAACCAAAGAAGACGGCUGACUUCCUAAGAGAUGCAGUAGAGACCAGGCUGCGGAUGUACAUCCCCUACAUGGAGUCCUGGCCACAGGCGAUGAGCAUCUUGCUCCUUCCUCACAACAUCCCCGACAGCUUGAAGCAUCUCUCCACCAUGGUGGACGACAUCUGGUACUACGCCGGGGACCGCUCCACAGACGUGAGUGGAUCCUCCCGCCUUCGAUCCUCCUCUUCUGCUCAUACCUUCCUCUCCCCGUUUCAUCAUCACCCCCACAAUAUCCGGCCUGCUACGUCUCAGAUGAACUGGUACACGAAGCGGGCAGUGCUGACCGGUCUGUACAACGCAACAGAGCUGGUGAUGCUGCAGGAUUCCUCCCCGGACUUCCAUGACACCUGGACCUUCCUUGAUAACCGCAUUCAGGACGUAACCAACAUGGCCGUCACGGCAAAGCAGAUGCAGUCGACUGGUCAAGCUGUAGCUCAGGGUCUCCUGGGAGCUGCAGUUACGUUGAAGAACCUCACAGGACUGAACCAGAGACGAUGAUGUGAAACAUUUCUGAAGCCCAUGAAGCCCAACCAUAAUGCCAUGAGCUGAGGAUGGUGUGUUUUCUGAGGGGGGGAUUGCUCUUGUCUUUUCAGUUGUAGGCAUUGCUGAAGGAAUUUCACAAUUGAUUUUAAGAACACAGAAACACCCGAUUUGUUGAAAGUCCUCUGUAUAUUUCAGUUCACCUUCGGUAUGAGUGGCUUUCUUUUGUUUUACUCAAAUAAUUUUUUUUUUUCCUGUUGUAUAGAAGUAAAAUAACAGAUUCAAUUUGAUUGUGGAAUCAUAAGCCAAAUAAAGUAGUGUAUAUUCAA